Molecule: messenger RNA, 718 nt
Organism: Drosophila ficusphila
Lineage: Eukaryota; Metazoa; Arthropoda; Insecta; Diptera; Drosophilidae
Gene: mRpL48
Product: 39S ribosomal protein L48, mitochondrial
Exons: 3
Coding region: 79-624 (181 amino acids)
Cellular component (GO): mitochondrial ribosome
Source: RefSeq, a predicted model, not a curated record
UUAAGUACACUUUAAUGUGGCCGCAUGGCAUCAGCUGAUGAUAUAACCUGACUUUGAUUUCCAAUUGAAAACACCGAAAUGUUACGCAGGUUGGUUCCGAGUCUGCGAUUAACGCUGCAAGUGCCGAAGACAACAUUAGCAGCUGUGAGGAACACCAGCGGCAGUGUUUAUGAACCGGAUUAUCUGGAUUCGCUUAAACCAAAGUUCCCGCAAUACGACAGCCUUAAUGUGCAGAUCAAGGGCUACGACUAUCCGCAGUUGGAGAGCUACCAGCGGUUCCUCCACGGAGUCGCCGAGUACCUGGACUUAGACGUCUCCGACUGCUACGCCCUUCCUCCGCAACAGACUCAAGUUCAGCGGCUUAGGCCCAACUCCACGGUCAUCGAGUCCGAGUACAAACUGACCACUUACGAGCGCAAUCUGCAGCUAAACAACGUGGAUGCGCCGGUCUAUCCCCAGUUCCUUCGCAUCGCCCAGGCGGCCCUGCCCGAAGGAGUGAGCCUGAUGGUCCAGGAACACACCGACGACUGCGAGGAGCGUCGUUAUGUGCCUGAUAAGGAACUGCUCGACCUUAAGGACGAGUUGGAGCGCAUGGGGGGUCCCACUAGCACCAAGAAGAAGUAGCUAUCCGAUUUGGCAAACAUUUAAUGCUAAGCUUUAAUGAGUAACCUGUGUAAAGUGUAUAGAGAACCUAUAAAUAAAAACUUUCCUAUUUAAA